ACGCUGUCCCCUGCCCUUUUCUUUCACUUUCGCCCCGCAUUCCUCCUCUUCCCCCCCACCCUUGUCUUUCCAUUCCUCUCCCCUCCCUUCUGCCUGUGACCCCUCCCUACUAGUCCUAAGCCCCUUCAUCUUUCACAGGUCAUCUCUGCCGUAGCCCUGAAACCUUAGCCUGUCCCUCCCACCUUCCCUGUGUCUUGUCUCACGAGUCCUCUCAGGGUGGGGGCAGGAUGUGGAGCCUCACAGCUGGGCUCACCCCAUAGCAGAACCUCUCCAUCCAGGAGGACGGGCAAUGUGACAAUUAAGGGGGCUUGCAGAAAGAGGUGAGUUCACUGUCUAGUAAAACUUGAGUUCCGGCUGUGGGGUGACCCAGCUCCUCUGCUACCAUGAACAGGGCCCCUCUGAAGCGGUCCAGGAUCCUGCACAUGGCGCUGACUGGGGCCUCAGACCCCUCCACCGAGGCAGAGGCCGGUGGGGAGAAGCCCUUUCUGCUGCGGGCAUUGCAGAUUGCACUGGUGGUCUCUCUGUACUGGGUCACCUCCAUCUCCAUGGUGUUCCUUAACAAGUACCUGCUGGACAGCCCCUCCCUGCGGCUGGACACCCCCAUCUUCGUUACCUUCUACCAGUGUCUAGUGACCACGCUGCUGUGCAAGGGUCUCAGUGCACUGGCCGCCUGCUGCCCUGGGGCCGUGGACUUCCCCACUCUGCGCCUGGACCUCAGGGUGGCCCGCAGCAUCUUGCCCCUGUCAGUGGUCUUCAUCGGCAUGAUCACUUUCAAUAACCUCUGCCUCAAGUACGUUGGCGUGGCCUUCUACAACGUGGGCCGCUCACUCACCACCGUCUUCAACGUGCUGCUGUCCUACGUGCUGCUCAAGCAGACCACCUCUUUCUAUGCUCUGCUCACCUGCGGCAUCAUCAUUGGUGGCUUCUGGCUUGGUGUGGACCAGGAGGGGGCAGAGGGUACCCUGUCUCUGACGGGCACCCUCUUUGGCGUGCUGGCCAGCCUCUGCGUCUCGCUCAAUGCCAUCUACACCAAGAAGCUGCUCCCGGUGGUGGAUGGCAGCAUCUGGCGCCUGACCUUCUACAACAACAUCAAUGCCUGUGUCCUCUUCCUGCCCUUGCUAUUACUGCUUGGGGAGCUGCAGACCCUUCGCGACUUUGCCCAUCUGGGCAGUGCCCACUUCUGGGGCAUGAUGACACUGGGAGGCCUGUUUGGCUUCGCCAUCGGCUAUGUGACAGGUCUGCAGAUCAAGUUCACCAGUCCCCUGACGCACAACGUGUCGGGCACGGCCAAGGCCUGUGCCCAGACGGUGCUGGCCGUACUCUACUACGAGGAGACCAAGAGCUUCCUCUGGUGGACAAGCAACAUGAUGGUGCUGGGGGGCUCCUCCGCCUAUACCUGGGUCAGGGGCUGGGAGAUGAAGAAGAUUCAGGAGGACCCCAGCCCCAAAGCAGAUGAGAAGAGCACCGUGGGGGUGUGAGCUCCCUCAGGGACCCUGGGAUGGCCCGGGCCCAGGGAGAACACUCAGGUGGGGCUGGAACAGCAGUGAAGGCUCUCCCCGCGGACCCGGAGAGGGUGAUAUGGCAUUGCGUGGAGUAGAUAUUUUUACAGACCUGAUCACAAUGUGGUGGUUGAAAAGAAACCAGUGUUUUCAAGUAAUACCAGAAA
This is a messenger RNA of Galeopterus variegatus (Sunda flying lemur), 1666 nucleotides long. RefSeq names its product solute carrier family 35 (GDP-fucose transporter), member C1 (gene SLC35C1). Gene Ontology annotation, molecular function: antiporter activity. Gene Ontology annotation, cellular component: Golgi apparatus. The record is from RefSeq and is a predicted model, not a curated record. Bases 384 to 1478 code for a protein of 364 amino acids. The transcript has 2 exons. Gene Ontology annotation, biological process: protein O-linked glycosylation via fucose; GDP-fucose import into Golgi lumen. Lineage: Eukaryota; Metazoa; Chordata; Mammalia; Dermoptera; Cynocephalidae.